Molecule: messenger RNA, 3479 nt
Organism: Passer montanus (Eurasian tree sparrow)
Lineage: Eukaryota; Metazoa; Chordata; Aves; Passeriformes; Passeridae
Gene: SAXO6
Product: Mdm1 nuclear protein
Exons: 14
Coding region: 49-2277 (742 amino acids)
Biological process (GO): negative regulation of centriole replication
Molecular function (GO): microtubule binding
Source: RefSeq, a predicted model, not a curated record
GCCACCCUCCCCGUUCUUUGUAAUGUGACACAGUCCAAACCAGUCAGGAUGGAGAUUAGCAGGGGAAAGGCAGUGGGAAAAGCGACCCCCGAGGGAAGAUCUGAACCAGAAGGUGGAUUAGGAUCUCCCGGCCGGGUGGGGCGGUCGGGUGAGGCGGCGAAGGCGGACCGCCGGCUGACACGCCAUCGCAGAGGCUCCAGAAGGGGACUGAGCGAAUACAAGAGAAACUUCAGAUGGAGAAGCCCCGAGUUUUGUAGCCCGUCCCAACAGCAGAAAUCCUUGUGGGCAGGACUUCGGUCGGAUCAGUUUGGAAUCACAAGAGAACCAAAAUUCAUUUCCAAGAGAAGGGUACCUUACCAUAAUCCACAGAUUUCAAAGUCCCUUGAAUGGCCAGCAGAUUGUGAUUUGAAUGACCUGCUGGAGACUGAAGCUGCAGAGUUGCACACUGACCACGACAAUGAGGAUGGGAAUGAGGAAAAACUUGAAACACCAGAAGGACCCAGACUCCCCCCAGAAGUUCAGUCACAUGUGGUAGAUUCAGAUGGUGAAGUAGCUCUUGCUCUUGCAGAGAACAACAUGAAGAAAUCACUCUCAGAAGCUCCACCAAAUCAAAAUGAAGCAAUUUCUUCUCCAAAAAAGAAAUCAGAAAAAAUGCAUAAUGGGUUUCACAGAGCCCUUCAGAGGAAAGCAGAUGUAAGUAUCCCCAGAAAUUCUGAAUAUCAAAGCCAAUUUGUUUGGAAGAGUCCUCAUGAAAAGUCACCAAUACUUGCAGCUGAACAGCUGAUUUGCAACACAAAGAAAUCCAUACCUCCGGUUAAACCUCCUGCCAUUACUUCUGAAGCUGCAUAUGAGAGAAAUUCCAAGGGGUCUCCUGUUAAGAGUCCACAAGAUAGAGAUGGUUCAGAAGAAAAAGAAUUUCUGAGUAAAAGGGAAGAACCGUUUCAAAAACCAGCAGAAGAUGCAACAAAACAAGGGAAAUCAGAACAGAAACAUCCUAAACAAAAUAAUAAGCAACAUAUCAGUCCAAAGCCCCUCACUUUACAUACAAGUCGUGGGAAGAUGAACACUGAAUACAGGUCAAAAUUUUUGUCUCCAGCCCAGUAUUUCUACAAAGAUGGAGUUUGGUCUCGUAUUAAGAGUAAAGCUCACAACCAGGUGAGAGAGCUUCGAGAAAGAGCAAAGGCUUACAGGCAGCGAGUAGAGGGAACACACUUCUCCCGGUACCAUUUCAAUCAGAUCCUGUCUGAUAAUAACAGUCUUUGGGAUGUGUCCUCAACUUCCAGUUCAGAAGAAGGAAUCAGCAACAACAUCAGAGCACUAGAUCUUGCUGGUAUUUCUGAAAAAGAGGCUGCAGCAAGUCCUGAAGUGCUACAGCAGCCUGACUCCAGAGAGCAGGCUCAUCAGAACAGCACAAAGAAAGACAUGUCAGAUGCUUUAACUCUUCCAGUCAAAAGACGUUUAGUUUGGGAUGAACAAGAAGGUACUGAAGAAAGGGAAGAUCAACAAUCAACAGAAGAGAAAGAGGAAGAAAAAUCAGAUGAACAGGCUGCAAUCAUGGCCCAGCAAUUAGUAGAAAACAAUAAGGAUGCUAAAGAAGAUAAGAAAACUGAAGGUGAGAAUGCCUUGGUAUUGAACACUUCUGCAGCUGUGUCAAAUUCUUCUGUAUCCUCAAGAAGAGGCAGCAAGCACCCGACUCUGAAGCUGAGAGCUCUUGCAGGAGCUCCAAGGACUCAUCAUGAUCGCACUACCCCAGCUGUUGGAGGUACUGUUCUAGCAUCUGCUCCUAAGUUCAAAUCUUCAUCUUCACCUCAGAGAAGGCAACACUUAGCAACAGACCCUAUGAAAAAAGAGUCCUUCCAGCCUGAUGGGAAAGUGGAAGCCACUUCACUCUUUAACUCUGCACCUGCUGGGCUGGGAACUGUGGAUCCUCUGCCACUUAGGCAGGACCAGUGGCCUCCUAACAGGGCUGCUGAUGAGCAAGUUCCUCUUGCUUCAGCCCAUCAAGAGCAGUCAAAGUCAGCAAAAAGCUGCUCUGUGCCUUGCUGGAGUCCCUCUCAUCGUAUUCAAGGGACUCUUAAGGAUCCAGAAUUCCAGCAUAAUGGGAAUCUUGGCAAUCCAAAAGUGAGAACUUUCCAGUUGCCCCUUCGGGAAAGAAACCGUAAUGAUGAAGAUGACAGGUUGUCUCAGAUUUCUGCUCGCUCGGCAGCAUCUAGUUCUCUUGCGUCUCAGAUACUGGAACGAGCUCAGAAGAGAAAGGAUUUCUGGAGCAAGGCGUAGUCUCUCCUGCUGUUGUAUAGAAACUAUUCUGUCAAAUGAUGUAUUUUGUGUAGCUUGUAGUGUACAUUUAAAAAAUUUGUGAUUGUAGGUUUCACACAGCAUCCUUUCACUUACCAUUGACAUGGCCCAAGUUUUAGGACUUGCCAUCCCAGUUGAAAAUGAAGUAUUUAAACUGAUGAUGUUGAAAAUGAAUGUUCUUUAUAUCUGAGAGUUAGGUCUUAAUUCGCUAUGUUACAACAGCCUUGUGAGGCUUUAUUUUUUUUACAGUGCCAUGCCACCUUUUGACACUGAGAUAAUUAUUUUUUUAUGGAACCUGUGUGUGACUUUUCAAGGUGUUUGCUGCAGUUGUGCAGUAUGACCUGGAACAGUAUUCAGGCGUAAUACCAUCGUUCACCAAAUGUCUCAGUUGCUUUAUUUUAUCAAGUUAUCUUAAGUGCAGCUGUUGUAUAUGUGUUUAUGUUACUGUAUGAAUUGUCAGCAUAACACAGUGCUGUAACAAAGAGUUACUUUUACUACUUACUGCUUUUAACUUCUUACCAAAAAAUUCCAAUUUCUUAAUGACACUAACAUGGAGUGUCAUUAAGUGUAGAACAAACAGGAGUUUAAGAAAAGCGAAGCAUGAUGGUUUAUUCAUUGUCCACAGGUUUUUGGCUGGGAUGACUGUCAGGGUUUGGAGUCUACAGUAGUGUAGUUUGUCAGCUAUACUGAUAUGAAUACUUGUCUUGCGGAGUAAGACCCAUGUUAGUGUUAAUUUCAGCUUCUCUAGAAAAAGCAAAUUCAGCCCUUUUAACCAGUGGUGUUCCCCACCUCCAGUUCAAGCUCAGGUAUUUAGGACUAGUGAUAUCUUUAAGUAAACUCAAAAGAAUGGUUUUUUCCUUGACUUUUAUAUUUUAAUUACCUCUUAUCUUAGUUUCCUGUUUUGGGGAGACUGAUAGCAUUAUGAUUGUUACAGUGAAAAGUGUUUGUGAUUUAUGCUGACAGCUCAUUUUAUCCAAGUGAUGCAGACAAGUUAAAAUGAAAUAGAGGAAAUAGGUGGCUAGCAAGCAGUUUAGCUCCCUGUGUGGCUUCAGGUUUUAAUCCUACUUAGUAUGGAAAUUUUGUACAAGAACAAUUUGAAAUUUGUACACACUUGAUUGCAUUUUGAUUUUGUAUGUAAUUGUGUAUGUAUAUUACUGGAAAUAAAAACGGUUGUUUGCUUUUUU